AUGGUGAUCUUGAAAGAGAGCGGCGGGAAGAAGACGACGCAGGGGCGGAAGAAGAUCGAGAUCAAGAAGAUUGAGAACUUGAGCAAUCGCCAAGUCACCUUCUCGAAACGGCGGUUGGGGCUGUUCAAGAAGGCGAGCGAGCUGUGCGUCCUGUGCGGCGCGGAGAUCGCCAUCGUCGUCCACUCCCUCGGCAAGCGCGUCUUCUCCUUCAAUCACCCCUCCACCGGCGCCGUCAUCGACCGCUACCUCGGCGGCGAGAGGGAAUUCGACGCCGCCCCCGCGGUCAACACCAGGGAAUUCAACCGCCACUACUCUGACGUGUCCAAUCAGUUGGAGCUGGAGAAGCAGCGGAGGGACUUGAUUGAGGAGGCCAAGAGGGCGGAGGGCGGAGGAGAAGUGUUCUGGUGGCAUCAGGGUGUGGAGGAGAUGGAAUUGAAUGAAUUGGAGCAGUACGCGGAGGCGCUCGAUGAGCUCUUGAAGAAUGUCGACCUGAGGACUAAUGAUCUCAUGAUUUCGCACUUGCUUCCGUCGGCGGUCGCCUCCGACGAUGCGGCGGCGGGGGGGCUGUGUGUGGCUCAGAAUCAGAUGGGGAAUAAUUUCGAUUACGAGAAUUUCAUUGCUCCUAAUCAAGGGCUGGACAUGGUCGGUUUUGAAGGGAGGAAGACUUCUUCUCCUGCAUGGCUCAAUUACUAG
This is a messenger RNA of Salvia splendens (bonfire salvia), 693 nucleotides long. Its product is annotated as agamous-like MADS-box protein AGL62. Bases 1 to 693 code for a protein of 230 amino acids. The transcript has a single exon. Gene Ontology annotation, molecular function: protein dimerization activity; RNA polymerase II cis-regulatory region sequence-specific DNA binding; DNA-binding transcription factor activity, RNA polymerase II-specific. The record is from RefSeq and is a predicted model, not a curated record. Gene Ontology annotation, biological process: positive regulation of transcription by RNA polymerase II. Lineage: Eukaryota; Viridiplantae; Streptophyta; Magnoliopsida; Lamiales; Lamiaceae.